Messenger RNA from Paramuricea clavata, 252 nucleotides. The record is from the annotation of a GenBank genome assembly. Lineage: Eukaryota; Metazoa; Cnidaria; Anthozoa; Malacalcyonacea; Plexauridae.
AUGGAGGAUUUAAAACUAAGUGAAACUGAAUUGGAAACGAAACGUUGGAAGACAAAGGCGGAAAAUUAUGAAACGGCUUUGAGGCGGUCUGAAACGAGGAUCGCGUAUUUAAACAAGAAACUUGGAAUUGGCCCCCAAGGAAACGAUUCAGGAAACGAUUUCGACGACGCAGUUGCCAAAGAGAAUACCAGGUUAAAAGAAGCGUUGGAACAUAUCGUACCGACAGAAUUGGGCGGUAAAGAUGUUGUCAUU